Messenger RNA from Melanotaenia boesemani (Boeseman's rainbowfish), 2707 nucleotides. RefSeq lists its product as uncharacterized. Lineage: Eukaryota; Metazoa; Chordata; Actinopteri; Atheriniformes; Melanotaeniidae. Gene Ontology annotation, cellular component: nucleus. The record is from RefSeq and is a predicted model, not a curated record. Gene Ontology annotation, biological process: regulation of transcription by RNA polymerase II. Gene Ontology annotation, molecular function: RNA polymerase II transcription regulatory region sequence-specific DNA binding; DNA-binding transcription activator activity, RNA polymerase II-specific. Bases 258 to 1790 code for a protein of 510 amino acids. The transcript has 4 exons.
UGAUGAGGUCCGGGCAUUAGGAGUUGGAGAAGUAACGGAUUUAAAAACUUUCUCUCUGCAAGUCCGUUUGGUCGAUAAAGCGCCACAUGAAGACUCUCUGAUUUCCAAAAGCGCAAAAUAUGGCUUUUUAAACGGUGACCGUCCUCCGCGUGCCACACAGCUCCGCGUGCUUUGCUCCAGCAGACUAACGGGAACUAUGGGGUCUUCAGCUGCUCUCGCGUCCAGCCUCUGCACCGUUUGUGCUUUUAAACAGUUUGAUGGGAGCAGACGACACAAUGGCGGCAUCGAUCCUUCGCAGGAAAAUUCCUCCCAUUUCCACAGGCGAGCUUGGCGCUCCCCCUCUCCGACAGGCUAGCCGCAGCCAAUCACGGUCCAGGACGGGGGCGGAGCCAGCGGAGAAGCAGCACUUAAUUGGUGAUGGUCACUCAGAUUGGAUGACGGAAAAAGUUGAUUUGUCUUCAUUUGUGUCAACGACCGAGUCUUCUCCGAGCUCCUCUCUUCCCCCCUCGCCAUUAGAACAGGAUGUCAAGGUGCCCUCAGAUCUGGAGGUCAUGACCUCUCUACUGCAGGAGGAGCUGGCUCAGCUGGAGGACUACUUCCGCUCCGAGUCCACAUCCACCACUAACAAGUUGGAGAAAUCCUCAAAAUGUGACAAAGGUGCCCAAGCCAUGGGCUCCCAGUCUUACUAUCAGUUACCCUAUGGCUCAUAUGGGACCAGCCAAUCAGAACCCAGCCCUGUGGUUGUUACCUUGGCAACAGGGGAACUGGACCUGGCCAGCUUCUGUGGCGGUCCCAUCAGCAGAACCAAAAUAGCCCGACCCGCUCCGUACAGCUACCACCACCGCUACCACCACAACAACGGGCGAAGACUCCUCAGCGAGGCGGUGAAAGUCGGGGACGAAGUUGGACUUGAAACGUGGGGGACCAGGGGAUGUUACUCAGGAAGCACGGAGGUGUCCGUCAACCACUACUCCACCCUGAAGACGGUCAGCAAGAACAGCAUCGGCGGCGUGAAGAAAGUGAGAGAAUGUGCGUUAUCGUUGAAGGAAGAGGAGAGUUACUGUUUCUCAGAAGGAAUGUUUUGCAGCGAAGAGAUUGCUCGAGGCUUUUGUCUGGGUGGCUCCUACGACGGCCACCACAAGCGAGAGGGACAGCUGAUGCACAACGUGAAGGUCAACGUAAGUUACGACAGCACGGGGCUCGAGGUCCUGCACUGCAGCAAAGAUGGAGGACUUUCUGGAAGUAUUCCCCAAGAGACAAUGGUGGCCGGCGAGGGCUACUUCCACCAGUCCAUGGCCAGUUCGGAGCCUUACCAUAGCUUUAUAGGAGAUCUAGAGCAGCCGUCGCAAGCACAGGCUGUAGAGCCCCAACAUGGCCACUACCUCUAUCCAGAAUGCCUUGCAGACCAAAGCUAUGAAUGUCUGUCCAGAGGGGAGGGCGAGGGGCCGCUGCUUGGUGCCCCUAUCCACCGCCCCACCCAGAGGUUAAAGGAUGAGCCCUGCUCCCUGAAACCAGCCCUGGUGAUGGGGGGAGCUUCUCUGGAUUCCAGCAGCGGAGAAAGGAAGCAGAAGAAAAGAGACCAGAACAAAACCGCCGCUCACAGGUACCGGCUGCGUAAGAGGGCGGAGCUGGACUCUCUGGAGGAGGAGCUGCACGGCCUGGAGGGGCAGAACCGGGAGCUUCGUGACAAGGCGGAGUCGGUGGAGCGAGAAAUCCAGUACGUCAAAGAUUUACUGAUCGAGGUUUACAAGGCUCGCAGUCAGCGGCUCAAACAGGACGGCAGCGCCUGAGAAAGCCGCCACGCCGAGCCGCCUGCAGCCACCGAGACCCCAGAGCUCCAAGCUGGUUCUGGGCCUGCUGUCUCACACUAAACAGAAAGGGUAGUUGCAUGAUUGUGGUAGUUCUUUUUAAAAAAAAUCAACAUGUAAUAGUUGGAAGAGGGAUGUUGAAGAGAAAAGACUUGAGAAGAAGAAUGCUGACUAAACUUUACCAAGCCUUAGCGAGGUGGCUUGAAGAGAAGAUGCUGAACUCGUCCGUGACCACUGUGACCCGAACUCUUCUCACAGCCUUGUGACGCGACUUCGUCUCCAAAACGCUCCGAUUCAGCAGAAGUGGUUGGAUUUGCUUACCGAGGCACACUCACCGAAUAUAUAUUUUAUUUUAUAUUUUUACCUAAUAAUGAUGAUGAUGAUGAUGAUAAUUUAUCAGUUGCUUAAAACAAUCAAUAAAGGGAUUGCUGGAAAAAAGUGGAACAUGCUCUGUGGAAAUGUCACAGAAACAUUGAGAGAAAUUUGUAUUAAAAUGUUGAGUAUUUACACCUCUGUCUUCACUCAGACUCCCAGUGCAUGUUUGAUUCUGGAAAAGCAUGUGUGAGUGUUGUUUGAAGGCGAUAUUAUGUUACCUGCAUGGCUUCAAAAUCUCCACGGCAACGGUUUAAACUGAGUUGACUUCCUCCUCAUCAGAGUUUGUCCCCCUCGGUGUCCUCCAUGCUCAGCUUUUCUUUCAGCCCCCCCCGCCCCCCCGGCUGUAUUUUGCGAACAAACAAUCACCUGUUGACGCAACGAAAUAAAACAAGCUUGUUGUGUUUGUUUUCUAAUUGAUGGAUUUGAUGUAUCUGAAAUUCAGGUCCUUUUAAAUAUUGAUGUCAGUGUCAGGAAAUGAUUCAUCAGGUAAAUUACAGCCAAAUAAAGCAGUUCUGUGCCACUCA